Struthio camelus australis is the source of this 3953-nucleotide messenger RNA. NCBI's taxonomy places the organism in Eukaryota, Metazoa, Chordata, Aves, Struthioniformes, Struthionidae. The record is from RefSeq and is a predicted model, not a curated record.
UAUUUAAAGGUCUUUCUUUUUCAGUGUCAGUGUAACUUUGCUAAUUCUGUGUUUUGUUUCAGGACUACUCAUGAGUUCUUGUUUGGUGCCCUUGCUGAACUUGUAGAUAAUGCCAGAGAUGCGGAUGCCACAAGAAUAGACAUUUAUACUGAACAGCGAGAGGAUCUGCGAGGUGGAUUCAUGCUGUGUUUUCUGGAUGAUGGAACGGGAAUGGAUUCAAGUGAAGCUGCCAGUGUGAUUCAAUUUGGUAAAUCAGCCAAGCGAUCACCAGAGUCAACUCAAAUUGGGCAGUAUGGGAACGGCUUGAAAUCGGGUUCCAUGCGUAUUGGGAAAGAUUUUAUCCUGUUCACGAAGAAGGACAACACCAUGACUUGCCUCUUCCUGUCACGGACGUUUCAUGAGGAAGAAGGCAUUGAUGAGGUCAUUGUUCCCCUGCCCACCUGGAACACACGGAGCCGAGAGCCUGUAACUGACAACAGGGAGAAGUUUGCUAUUGAGACUGAGCUAAUUUACAAGUAUUCCCCUUUCAAGUCAGAGCAGGAAGUGAUGGAGCAAUUUAACAAGAUCCGUGGAGAAAAAGGCACCCUGGUGAUCAUCUUUAACCUUAAACUAAUGGAUAAUGGAGAGCCAGAGCUGGAUGUGACGUCUGACCUCCGAGAUAUUCAGAUGGCAGAAACACCCCCAGAGGGAACAAAGCCUGAGCGUCGCUCCUUCCGUGCCUAUGCUGCUGUGCUUUACAUUGAUCCCAGGAUGAGGAUCUUCAUAAACGGGCACAAAGUACAAACCAAGAGACUUUCAUGCUGCCUCUACAAGCCAAGGAUGUACAAAUAUACUUCAAACCGUUUCAAGACCCGUGCGGAGCAAGAGGUGAAGAGAGCAGAGCACAUGGCAAGGAUAGCGGAGGAGAAGGCUCGAGAGGCAGAGAGUAAAGCCCGUGCACUAGAACUGCGCCUAGGAGGGGAUCUCACACGGGAGUCCAGGGUGACAUUACGUCAAGUCCAGAACUCUGCAAUCACCAUGCGCAGGGAGGCUGAUGUCAAGAAAAGGAUCAAGGAUGCAAAGCAGCGGGCACUGAAGGAACCCAAAGAACUGAAUUUUAUCUUUGGUGUGAAUAUUGAGCAGCGGGAAUUGGAUGGCAUGUUCAUUUAUAAUUGCAGUCGACUGAUAAAGAUGUAUGAGAAGGUGGGCCCACAGCUGGAGGGUGGCAUGGCAUGUGGUGGAGUGGUAGGUGUGGUGGAUGUGCCCUAUUUGGUUCUGGAGCCAACCCAUAAUAAACAAGACUUUGCUGAUGCCAAAGAGUAUCGACACUUGUUGAAAGCCAUGGGAGAGCACUUGGCUCAGUAUUGGAAGGAUGUUGCUAUAGCCCAGAGGGGUAUCAUCAAGUUCUGGGAUGAAUUUGGUUAUUUGUCAGCAAACUGGAACCAGCCUCCAUCUAGUGAACUGCGCUACAAACGUCGAAGAGCCAUGGAAAUUCCUACCACAAUUCAGUGUGAUGUAUGUCUGAAAUGGCGGACUCUCCCAUUCCAGCUGAGCUCAGUGGAGAAGAACUAUCCUGAUAGUUGGGUAUGCUCUAUGAACCCUGAUCCUGAACAAGACAGAUGUGAAGCUGCAGAGCAGAAGCAGAAAGUGCCACUGGGAACUCUGAAGAAAGACUUGAAGUCACAGGAAGAAAAGCAAAAGCAACUGACAGAGAGAAUCCGCCAGCAGCAAGAAAAACUGGAAGCUUUGCAGAAAACCACUCCAAUUCGAUCUCAAGCUGACUUAAAGAAACUGCCUCUGGAGGUGACCACGCGGCCUGCAGGAGAGAACAGCCAGUCAGUGACCAGACCUCAGCGCCCACGAUCUCCUCCUUUACCUGAUGUAAUUAAAAACGCUCCCAGCAGACCACCACCACCCAAGCCUCUUCCAAAGUCCAUCAGUCAGCAGAAAAAGAGUUCUCCAGCUCAGCCAAUUGUUAGCACUCCCAAACUGGCAAGUGUGCUCUCCAAGGAGGAGGCCAGUACUUCCAGGACACACCAGCACACUAUGACAGCUGGAAAGUCUAACAGCACUUUAAGAACUCUUGCCAAACCAGCUACAGCAGCAAAGCCACCCUCUGCUGUCCUGCAGAGUCCCAAGAGCCCACGUGAGAUACCUAGUCCAAAAACUGCAAAGGUGCCAGUUCUAAAGAAAUCUGUUGCUGUGAAAUGUGCACAGGCCUCCACCACCCGGAAGAGGACUUUAAAUACCACAGAAGAUGGGUCUGAGGAGGAAGUGGAGCAGAAGAAGGAGAAGACUAAACGGGGCAAAUUUGUGGUAGUGAAAGAGGAGAAGAAGGAUUCUAAUGAGGUGGUGGUAGAGCUCACAGACAGUGCAGGGGAAGAAGAGCUAGCAGAACUGAAGAAAGCUCAGAAAGAUAAAGGGCUGCAUGUGGAAGUGCGUGUGAACAAGGAGUGGUUCACAGGCCGUGUGACGGCUGUGGAAACAGGCAAGAAUGCAGUACGCUGGAAGGUGAAGUUUGAUUAUGUUCCUACAGACACCACACCGAGAGAUCGCUGGGUAGAGAAGGGCAGUGAGGAUGUGAGGUUGAUGAAGCCUCCCUCUCCAGAGUACCAGACUCCAGACACGCAGCAGGAAGAGGAGGUUAUUGCGGCUGAACCUUCUACCUCAGACUGUAUCAGAAUUGAGCCAGACACCACUGGUCCCAGCAGCAGCCAAGAAACAGUAGACUUACUAGUUCAGAUCCUUCGGAAUUGUUUGCGAUACUUCUUACCUCCAAAUUUUCCCAUCUCCAAGAAGGAGCUGAGUUCCAUGAGCUCAGAAGAGUUGAUGGCAUUUCCCUUGAAAGAGUAUUUCAAACAAUAUGAAGUAGGUCUGCAGAACCUGUGCAAUUCAUAUCAGACACGUGCUGAUGCCCGGGCCAAAGCUUGCGAAGAAAACCUCCGCAACUCGGAGAAAAAGCUGAAGGAAACAGAAGAGAAACUGCAGAAGUUGAGGACUAACAUUGUGGCACUGUUGCAGAAAGUGCAGGAGGACAUUGAUAUUAAUACAGAUGAUGAGCUGGAUGCAUAUAUUGAGGACCUAAUCACCAAAGGAGACUGAGCAGCCCCGUUACAGACCCUGGAGAAAUGCAGAAGAGUUGGUUGCUGUGAUCAGAGAUGUGGAUUCCUGCAGGGGAGGACUGUGGCAGCCAAUGAGAGGGGAGGGUUUUUAGACUGUAAUUACGUUGUGUUGGUGUACAACUUGUUCUUGUGACUAUAUAUGAAAAAGACAUUUGUGCUGUUGGCAGGAAUGUUUUUAACAUUGUAGUUCUUCAAAUCUCUUCUUUCUGUUUAUAAAUAUUUAUUUUUAAAAGAAACAGGAACUGUGCCUGGUAUGAUGGGAAGGUUGCUGAGUAUUUUUAGUGAGGUAAGAGUGUGAGUACACUUUUUGCAUCUGGGGUAUACUGAUAUGCUAAACCCAGAAGAUCAGAACAUCCUGCCUAGUAGGUUGUCUCAAGGAAGUAUCUGAAAACAACAUAAAAAUACUGAGGCCUUGAGUUAGGGAACAGGAGGGUCAGUAUGUAGACUUUUGAGAUAUUAAACUUAGGCUAGAGAAAGCCAAGUCAGGAUUUGAGCUACACAGAGGAGAUCAAAACAUACUUCCUAUGUGAGCAUGAGGGGAUGGGAUGAAAUCUUGAGGGUUCUGACAAAGCUGAGGGCAAAUAGUGUCAGUGUCAUCGGGUUUCUGUAAGUAGGUGGAUUGAUUCAAGAUGCUAACUUUUCUCUGAGAACAAGGAUCGUUUUUAAGGAGUCUGGCUUGCUAGACUGCUAGCAGUGUGUGGUGAUCAUCAGAGGGAGAAAGAGUUGGAAUUCAGAUUCUUUUCUAGCAGUCACCUUAUUGCACACUUUUACUGCUGUUUCUUUGAGGCAUAAUUUGCAAGGACAGAAGAACUUGACCAGCUGAAAAUAAAGUGACCGUCUGUUCUAAUGUCA